Molecule: messenger RNA, 1131 nt
Organism: Penicillium canariense
Lineage: Eukaryota; Fungi; Ascomycota; Eurotiomycetes; Eurotiales; Aspergillaceae
Product: pyruvate dehydrogenase (acetyl-transferring) subunit E1 beta
Exons: 4
Coding region: 1-1131 (376 amino acids)
Biological process (GO): pyruvate decarboxylation to acetyl-CoA
Molecular function (GO): pyruvate dehydrogenase (acetyl-transferring) activity
Source: RefSeq, a predicted model, not a curated record
AUGGCCGCUCCCCGUCUUUUCCGCCCAGCGUCCCGGCUGCUUUCUUCGCGCCUUGCUUCCCCUCUUCGCCCGGCUUUUGGCCUGUCUGCUUGCGCUCAGUCUGCCCUGCGCGCCCGUGGCUAUGCUUCUGAGGGUGGUGUCAAGGAGGUCACCGUCCGUGAUGCCUUAAAUGAGGCGUUGGCGGAGGAGUUGGAGCUCAACCAGAAGACUUUCAUUAUGGGUGAGGAGGUUGCGCAGUAUAACGGAGCCUACAAGGUGACGCGAGGCCUUCUGGACCGCUUCGGCCCCAAGCGGGUUAUUGAUACUCCCAUUACUGAGGCUGGUUUCUGUGGUAUCGCUGUCGGUGCUGCACUGGCUGGUCUGCACCCCAUUUGCGAGUUCAUGACCUUCAACUUUGCCAUGCAGGCCAUCGAUCAGAUCAUCAACUCUGCCGCUAAGACUCACUACAUGUCCGGUGGUAUCCAGCCUUGCAACAUCACUUUCCGUGGUCCCAACGGCUUUGCCGCCGGUGUCGCCGCUCAGCACUCCCAGGACUACUCCGCCUGGUACGGCAGCAUUCCCGGCCUGAAGGUUGUCACCCCCUGGAGCUCUGAGGAUGCCAAGGGUCUCCUCAAGGCUGCUAUCCGCGAUCCCAACCCCGUCGUGGUUCUCGAGAACGAGCUUCUGUACGGCCAGGCUUUCCCCAUGAGCGAGGCUGCCCAGAAGAACGACUUCGUCCUGCCCAUUGGCAAGGCCAAGAUCGAGCGUCCCGGCAAGGACCUGACUAUCGUCACCCUCUCCCGCUGCGUCGGCCAGUCCCUGACCGCCGCCGCCGAGCUUAAGCAGAAGUACGGAGUCGACGCCGAGGUCAUCAACCUGCGCUCCAUUAAGCCCCUUGAUGUCGAGACCAUUAUUGCCUCGCUCAAGAAGACCGGCCGUCUGAUGGUCGUCGAGUCCGGCUACCCCAUGUUCGGUGUCUCCUCCGAGAUCCUGGCCCUGUCCAUGGAGUACGGCUUCGACUACCUGACUGCCCCUGCCGUCCGUGUCACCGGUGCUGAGGUCCCCACCCCCUACGCCCAUGGCCUUGAGAACAUGGCCUUCCCCCAGGAGGACACCAUUGUUAGCCAGGCCGCCAAGCUGCUGCGGGUGUAA